CAGGGGUAUGCCUCCGCCCUGCUCGCGAGCUUGAGUCCGCAUCACUUUCCUCCCGGACUCUUCGGACCCGGGCAUCGAGAUGGCGAUGUCGGGCCCCCGCUUGUUAUGGAGUGCCAUUACCAGCACGUCGAGGUUGUCUACCGUGCUCCAGAUCCUCAUCUUCCUCCCCCUCACGCUCUCGACGCUUUCCACACCUGCUUUCCUGCUGCUCUCCCUGCUGCUGUUCGCCCACUCGCUCAUCCAUGGCACGCUCGUGCUCUUCUGGGGCUCGCCCGCGCUGUCCGUCAUGCAGGUCCCGAUGCACCCGAUCCUGCUGCUCGUGUGCUUCAAUGUCUUCUCGGAGAAGGUGCCCCCGCUGCUCAUGACGACUGCGUAUUGGUGGGGGAGGAUUCUCCACUGGUCGAGUCCGGGCUUCAUCGUGAUGGAGGGCCUAUCGAGUCUGCUCAUUGUCCAGAAGCUGGGGCAGGUAGGGAAGGAGCUGGUCAGUGAGGGUGAAGGGUACCAGUUUGGUAUGCUCGUUGCGGCUGCAGCUGCAUAUGUCGCAUCUGCUUGGUGGGUCGUCGUGGCGUAUCCUGCAGCGGCGACUUCCCCCCUUUCGUCAACCCUGUUGGGCGUGGCCCUGACAACUUUGAUCUUCCUCACACUCAUUGGCUUCUUCCUACGGAGAACGAAUGUUAUCGAGUCUUCGGGCCUUGCCUUGUUCGUCGCGUACAACGUCUGGCAAUGUGGUUUCGACCAGCAGUCUUAUGCGGACCCCGCUUCCUCGUACGCGCCUUUGUGGGACAAUUUCCUCCCCCAUAUGCAAACUUUGGUCAACUUUAUCACCAACACGUUGCCUCGGCCCUUGCUCAUCGCCCUGUUAUACCGACUCGCUGUUCUGCACUUCGCGUCGCAAAUACUUCCUACCAUCGGAGCGGAUAGCUGGGAUGAAGAUGCUGGCGUGGACGGAGGGUGGGACGCACGGCCGACAUCCAAGCUGACCCGUCUCCUAUUGACAUACCAACAAGCCAUAUUUGUCACCGUGUACUCGCAUCUACUCUUGCUCGAUCAUUCCUCUCAGGUCUGGUGGCGAUGGAUGAACAUCCUCUUUACUAUGGUGAUUUGGUCAGUAGAGCUGCUCGUCAGCGGCGAGGACGACGAUUCAGUCACAACAAAAUGGAAGGUGGAUUGAUUGUCCCGGUGCCUCGCCCUCUCCACGCACGACCCCGACUGCAUGAAUACGGUACGACAUAUAAUGACCCCACAU
This is a messenger RNA of Fomitopsis serialis, 1246 nucleotides long. RefSeq lists its product as uncharacterized. Gene Ontology annotation, cellular component: endoplasmic reticulum membrane; perinuclear endoplasmic reticulum; cortical endoplasmic reticulum. Lineage: Eukaryota; Fungi; Basidiomycota; Agaricomycetes; Polyporales; Fomitopsidaceae. The transcript has 6 exons. The coding region runs from base 80 to 1171 and encodes 363 amino acids. The record is from RefSeq and is a predicted model, not a curated record. Gene Ontology annotation, biological process: septin ring assembly; endoplasmic reticulum inheritance.